Messenger RNA from Sorex araneus (European shrew), 2764 nucleotides. RefSeq names its product metastasis associated 1 (gene MTA1). Bases 121 to 2364 code for a protein of 747 amino acids. The record is from RefSeq and is a predicted model, not a curated record. NCBI's taxonomy places the organism in Eukaryota, Metazoa, Chordata, Mammalia, Eulipotyphla, Soricidae. The transcript has 20 exons. Gene Ontology annotation, biological process: double-strand break repair; response to ionizing radiation; negative regulation of transcription by RNA polymerase II. Gene Ontology annotation, molecular function: histone deacetylase binding; chromatin binding; transcription corepressor activity. Gene Ontology annotation, cellular component: nucleoplasm; NuRD complex.
UUGGUGUGCGCGGCCUCGCGGGCUCGGCGGCGGCGGCGGGAGCGCGGCCCCUUUAAACCGCCCGCCCGGCGCCCGGCCCGCGCCCGCCGCCUCCAUCUUCCCGGCGCCCGCCGCCCGGACAUGGCCGCCAACAUGUACCGGGUCGGAGACUACGUGUACUUCGAGAACUCCUCCAGCAAUCCGUACCUCAUCCGCAGGAUCGAGGAGCUCAACAAGACAGCGAACGGCAACGUGGAGGCCAAGGUGGUGUGCUUCUACCGCCGGCGCGACAUCUCCAGCACGCUCAUCGCGCUGGCCGACAAGCACGCCACUCUGUCUGUCUGCUACAAGACGGGAGCCGGGGCCGACAAUGGCGAGGAAGGGGAGCUGGAGGAGGAGCUGGAGAACCCCGAGAUGGUGAGCCUGCCGGAGAAGCUGCAGCACCAGCUGCGCCACCGGGAGCUGUUCCUGUCCCGGCAGCUGGAGUCGCUGCCGGCCACGCACAUCAGGGGGAAGUGCAGCGUCACCCUCCUCAAUGAGACCGAGUCACUCAAGUCCUACCUGGAGCGGGAGGAUUUCUUCUUCUAUUCCCUGGUCUACGACCCGCAGCAGAAGACCCUGCUGGCCGACAAAGGCGAGAUCCGUGUGGGGAGCCGCUACCAGGCCGACAUCACCGACCUGCUGGAAGAAGGUGAGGAGGAUGGGCGGGACCAGGCCCAGCUGGAGACGAAGGUGUGGGAGGCGCAUAACCCGCUGGUGGACAAGCAGAUCGACCAGUUCCUGGUGGUGGCCCGCUCUGUGGGCACCUUUGCACGGGCCCUGGACUGUAGCAGCUCUGUCCGGCAGCCCAGCCUGCACAUGAGCGCGGCCGCGGCCUCCCGGGACAUCACGCUGUUCCACGCCAUGGACACGCUGCACAAGAGUGUAUAUGACGUGGCCAAGGCCAUCUCAGCCCUGGUGCCCCAGGGCGGGCCGGUGCUAUGCAGAGACGAGAUGGAGGAGUGGUCAGCCUCGGAGGCCAGCCUCUUCGAGGAGGCCCUGGAGAAGUACGGCAAGGACUUCACUGACAUCCAGCAGGACUUUCUGCCCUGGAAGUCACUGACGAGCAUCAUCGAGUACUACUACAUGUGGAAGACCACGGACAGAUACGUGCAGCAGAAACGCUUGAAGGCAGCUGAGGCGGAGAGCAAGCUGAAGCAGGUCUACAUCCCCAACUACAACAAGCCAAACCCGAACCAGAUCAGCGGCAAUAAUGUCAAGGCGGGCGUGGUGAAUGGCGCAGGCACCCCGGGCCAGAGCCCCGGGGCCGGCCGGGCCUGCGAGAGCUGCUACACCACCCAGUCUUACCAGUGGUAUUCUUGGGGUCCCCCUAACAUGCAGUGUCGUCUCUGCGCCUCUUGUUGGACAUAUUGGAAGAAAUAUGGUGGCUUGAAAAUGCCAACCCGGCUCGAUGGGGAGAGGCCGGGACCAAACCGCAGCAACUCGAGUCCCCACGGCCUCCCAGCCCGGAGCAGCGGGAGCCCCAAGUUCGCCAUGAAGACGCGACAGGCCUUCUACCUGCACACCACCAAGCUCACGCGCAUCGCACGGCGCCUGUGCAGGGAGAUCCUGCGGCCCCAGCACGCGGCCAGGCACCCCUACACGCCCAUCAACAGCGCGGCCAUCAAGGCUGAGUGUACGGCCCGGCUGCCCGAGGCCUCCCAGAGCCCGCUGGUGCUGAAGCAGGCCGUGCGGAAGCCCCUGGAGGCCGUGCUGCGGUACCUGGAGGCCCACCCGCGCCCCCCGAAGCCUGAGCCCGCGAAGAGCGUGCCCGGCGUGCUGGCCGGCCUGAGCCCCGCCAAGCCGGCCCCCGUCAUCAGCAGCGGCUCGCCCACCAUCCUGGGCAAGAGGGGCUACGAGCACCACAACGGCGUGGACGGUGAGUGUGGGCCGCGCCGAGGCGCAGGGCCCGGCCCGCCCGCUGCCCGCUCACCGUGUCUUCUCUCCUCUCUCUCCCGCCAUCGGGCAUGGCCAGGCAACAUGAAGAAGCGUCUCUUGAUGCCCAGUAGGGGUUUGGCGAACCACGGACAGGCCAGGCACAUGGGACCAAGCCGGAACCUUCUGCUCAACGGGAAGUCUUACCCCACCAAAGUGCGCCUGAUCCGGGGGGGCUCCCUGCCCCCUGUCAAGCGGCGACGGAUGAACUGGAUCGAUGCCCCGGACGAUGUGUUCUACAUGGCCACGGAGGAAACCAGGAAGAUCCGCAAACUGCUGUCGUCGUCGGAGACCAAGCGGGCCGCGCGCCGGCCCUACAAGCCCAUUGCCCUGCGCCAGAGCCAGGCGCUGCCGCUGCGGCCGCCCGUGCCCGCCCCGGUCAACGACGAGCCCAUCGUCAUCGAGGACUAGCCAGCCCCCCCCACCGCGCCCCCACCCGCCCGCCGCCCGUUUGGUAGUGCCCUGCCCCCAUGCAGAGAGCCGCGCCCCGGCCGCUCUCUAACUUAUUCCAAGAUUUAUUCCGAGGAGUCCCGUUAGCUUUGAGUUUCCUUUUGGCCGGAGCGGAGCGGAGGAGCCGCCGUGCGCCUGCUGCGGGCCCCGCGGCGGCGUCAGUUCUGUUGUGUUCUGUUGAAGGUGCCAUUUUAAAUUUUAUUUUUAUUACUUUUUUUGUAGAUGAAUUUAAGCUCUGUAACUUACACCUGGAAUGUUAGGAUCGGUGUGGCCGGCCAGUGGGGUUGGCCCCUUGUCUUUUCAAGUAAUUUUCAUAUUAAAAAAAAACAAAGAAAAAAACUCAUAAAAAGGAAAAAACCAA